Rhopalosiphum maidis (corn leaf aphid) is the source of this 2342-nucleotide messenger RNA. RefSeq names its product putative glutathione-specific gamma-glutamylcyclotransferase 2. The record is from RefSeq and is a predicted model, not a curated record. NCBI's taxonomy places the organism in Eukaryota, Metazoa, Arthropoda, Insecta, Hemiptera, Aphididae. Gene Ontology annotation, cellular component: cytoplasm. Gene Ontology annotation, molecular function: gamma-glutamylcyclotransferase activity; glutathione specific gamma-glutamylcyclotransferase activity. The coding region runs from base 502 to 1152 and encodes 216 amino acids. Gene Ontology annotation, biological process: glutathione catabolic process. The transcript is spliced from 3 exons.
CGACCACUGCUACCGUAGGGGCCGGACCGUCGUCGUCGGCCGACGAUCGGACAACGCGUCGCCGCCACGCCGUAACGGUUACGUUAGUUGUCGAAAAAAAUCAUAUCGUUGUAAUAGAGUACGUACGAUCGACGCGCGCCAGACCAGUACCGCUCGCCACUCGGCGUACUUGACAGCGCGACCACGUCUGGAAGCGUGCUUGGUACGUACGUCGCCUUUAGUGCUUUUUAUAAUAUACGCAUACUUCGAGCGCGCGAGUGCGUGUAAUUUAAAUAUAAUACUAUUAUAAUUAAACGCACCACUGUAAUUAAUUACAGUAUUUUGUAUAACGUAUGGUAUUAUAAUCACACGUCGUCGAUUUCGUUGUUAUUAUCAUUAUCAGCUCUCUACUGAGCUCAGCAAGACACCUACUGAGCCACUGCAAUAUACCUAUUCGGCUACCGAUACACAACGAACGUUGUAUAAUUUUUCUAUCCGGAUCCUCCGCAGUUCAUAGUUCUCAUGGCUGAGAAUCCCGAGUACUGGGUGUUUGGAUAUGGAUCGCUGUGCUGGAACCCGGGUUUCGAAUUCAAGGAUUCCAUGGUCGGUUACGUGGAGGGUUUCUCCAGGAAGUUCUGGCAGGGCAACAUUGCACACAGAGGGACCAAGGAAAAGCCUGGACGUGUAGCCACAUUAGUCGAAGACCCUCAGGGUUUCGUAUGGGGCAAGGCAUUUCUGUUGCCGGACGAGACGGCGUUCAGGUACUUGGAGAUGCGGGAAGUGUACUUGGGUGGUUAUAAGGUACACAAGGUCGACGUGCUGUCUGAUGGCGCGGACGAUUGCCGGCGGACCGUGAACGCGACGGUGUACGUGGCCACGUCAGACAACGGCCAGUGGCUUGGCGAAGCGCCAGUCGACGAGUUGGCCACGCAGGUGGCCACGUGCUCGGGACCGGCCGGCCACAACGCCGAGUACGUAAUACUGUUGGCGCGAUGGGAGCGUCAGCACGCGCCCGCGCACCGCGUCGACCUCGAACUCAACAAGCUCGAACUGCUCGUGCUGGAACGGUUGCAGGCCAUCGGCGUGCGGCCCGACGAUGUUCUCACCACUAACAACAUGCCGUCGUUCUCGUCCAUGGUGCCUGAAAAGAAGUUGAGGUGUUUGAACAUCUGAUCGGAAUUAUAUAUAUAUAUUAACACUCAUAUAAAUGCACGCUAUUUCGUUACCGUCGUAAGUCCGUUAACCAAGUAUAAUAUUUUAUACAUAGUAUAAUAUAAUUAAUUAUCGACGUGAGUGCUAUAACAUUAAAACCGAAAAUACCCGAAAAUCGAAUAAUUACCUAACUAUAUUUUGAUGUUGAACGCCGUCAUCUCCAGAUGACAUUUACACGGCUAAAUAUCUCGGCAAAAAAACUAUAGGGCGUGAUGAUAUUUUAACUUUCCAGCGUUAUCGUUUGCGUGACGCGAAUACAGUAAUAUUAUUAUGUUUUAAUAAUAAUCCUACUUGACGUAUAUUAUAUUAUACAAGCAAAUAACAAAUACUAACGGAGAUGAGUACCUACCUAUAUAUUUAACACCAUUGACGUUGAAAUUGACACGUAUACAAUUUACAUUAUUAUACUCUAACUCCUGUGAUAUAUCAUUUAUUUGUAAUUAUAUUAAUUUAAAUACGUGUAUGAUACUAACGAAACAAAUACAAUUUCUUAACUACGACAGGGUAAUACAUAAUAUAUUACAUUUAUAAAUUAUUUUAAAUCGUUAAUGUUUAAUAAUUAUUAAUAUUUAUUACUAUCACUAUUAUUAUUAUUAUUAUUAUCGUGAUUACUGUUAUCGUCUUGCGAUGGAUUAAAUUUCGCACGAAUUGCAAGUAUCAGUGUCUACAAUAUUUUUUUUAUAUACACAUAUGAUAAUAAACGUGAUCGGUGUAUUGUUAUUAUUUUUAUAAAAUUGUUCACGUCGUGAUGUACCUACCUAUACAUAAUAUAUGUUUAUAAUAUUAUGUAUAUUAUAGUAUAUGUGAUGUUAUUUUUUAUAUUGACAUGUUUAAAUGUCGCUCAAACGAAAAACGAAUAAUAUAGGUAUAUUAUUAUAUAUAUAUAGAUUAUGAUAGAAUUGAUAGAUAUAUCUAUGCUGUAUAUUGGGUAUUUGAUUUCGCGUUUGUAUAUAAAAAAAAUAGUCCUUAAAUGUGGCUAUAGUAUACAGAAGCUCGUCACUAUUCAAGUAUUUUCAGUCCCAUUAAGUUGUACCCAUAAUAAAAUAAAUAUUAUAUAAAUUAUAAAUAUACCUAUAAUAUACCAAUAUCAUUAAAUAUACACUACUAAGUAUAAUAUUAUAUAUAUAUAUCUUUUAUAUCUUAUUUAUAGU